UGGCUACAGGAAUAUACCAAAAUAGUGUAUUUGGUAUGGCAGGACCUUUGCCAAUGAAGUACACUGGGGCUGUUGUACUUGGAAAUAACCUCAGUGGGACCAUUACGUCAGUGAUCAACAUCAUAGCCAUCACACUAGCUCCAGAUCCACAGUCGUCGGCUAUCUGGUAUUUCAUCGCGGCACUGCUUGUCCUGUUGAUGUGCUUCGACACCUACUUUGCUCUGCCUAUACUGCGUUUCUUCCGCUAUCACGAAAGAAGAGCUCUCCAACAAAGAGGGCCAUCGACGACAACCAAGUGCUGCCAAUUUCCUCCGUACGGCUCGAUAUUUAAGAAGGUGUGGGUCCAGUGCUUCAACAUCUGGUUUAUCUUCACGGUAACACUAACCAUCUUCCCUGCGAUGCAAGUUAAGGUCGUGAAGCUUGACCAGAACUUCAUCAUCAAUGAUACAUACUUCACAGCCGUGACUUGCUUCCUGUUCUUUAAUGCGUUUGCGAUGAUUGGGAACUUCCUUGCAGGAAUCAUCAAAUUUCCGGGUCCCCGCUAUCUGUGGAUCUUUACUCUUCUCCGAGGUCUUCUCAUCCCGAUGAUCUUGUUUUGCAACUACAAACCGGAUGUCCGCACCCUUCCUGUCUUCAUUGCCAAUGACUAUGCUUAUUGUGCCAUUGGCAUCUUCAUGGCACUCACUAGUGGCUACUUAAGUAGUCUCAUUAUGAUGUACACGCCAGGCCUGGUAGAGCCUCAUAAUGCUGGCAUCGCAGGAAUGAUGGCAGCCUUCUUCCUCGUCUUUGGAAUAUUCAGUGGCGUCAACUUCUCAUUGGUGAUGGCAAAGCUCGUUGAGGCAUUCUAAAGCCCUCUGCGUCAUGCACAUGCGUCUUUGUGCACCCCACAGACACACAAUCACUCAGCCAUGAGGAACGUUUUUCCACACAACUACUUGGUUUGUUUGGCAAUUUUUCACAACGGAGAAAUUCACAAUUUGUAUUAAUGCACUGUGGGUAUAUCAUUUUGGCAGCAGUAUUAUUGUUUAAAGCACUGUUAAUAUAAUUCUUGCAGAGAAGAAACAAUCACACCAAACCUGUCUUCAUUACCUGUGGAUUAUUUGUGAGAAGUAGGUAGUUUCAUGAAAUAUGAAGUGGGUGUGUGUUAAAAUCAUCUAUAAUAGCGCUUGACACUCAAUGUUGCGUGGCAGUGCUAUUACUAGUUGCAGGUGCAUGCAGUGUAUGAAUACCACAAGUGAAGUUUGGUGCUUUAACAUUCAUUUUAAAAGUCACGUCGGUAAUAAAGAUGGCAGUGGCAAGUCAGUGUUAUAGUUACCCUCAGGUGGAUUUAUGGGGGGUAACUUUGCUCUUUGAUUGUUGUUUUUUUUAGUCACGAUCAGCUCUGAACCCUGUGCAGUGAACCUGUUUCUGCCAGCUGUGUGAGUGGGUUAGGGUUUAGAGAUCAGGUUAUCUUAUAAAGUAAGAUAUAGGUGAAAAUACAUAAUGAACACUUACUGUUAGUAAUAACAGUAUAUACCGUUCGAACAAAAUGGGAAUUUGUGUCUUACAUUUUACAUUAUUUCACUUUCGUACUAUAAGCUGGUAAAAGAUGUGUCAGCUGUUUCUCUCAGAUCUGUGUUAAUCUUGUUUGUUUUAUGUAUUUUACUGCGAUACACAUUUCCUCUCAAAGUUUCUAUUAAUUUAUAAAUAUGAAUUUUAAUUGUUUGGAUGUGCCAUUAAAAUGUUAUUGGUAGUCCUGUUUUUUUUCAAAGAACUGUCCCUUGUAUAUUUAAAAAAUGUCAAUGUACUAUAAUACUGAUCGAUAUACUAUAGGCAACAGAAGUAUUUAAAAAAAAACAAGGAAUAUCAAAAAUAAUAAGUGUCAUUGCCUCAGUCGGAGAAAAUGAAAGAAAAUAGGCAUAGAAUGGCCGAUAAUACUAUACAGUUGACGUGUUUUGCUUUUUUAUCACUCGCGGCAGGUAGUCAGUACUGCCUAUAUUGAAAACAACUGAUAGAUUGUUUAUGAAACUGUUCCUGCCCUGUUAGUAGACAUCCCUGCUGAAAGUCUAGUUGAAUCUCUGCCACUUGUCCACACAGAAGCGAAGAUAUGUCUACAUCACAUUGCACAGAACGAGAAGGGUAUUUAUGCAGGUGUUAACGGCUUCUGGUCGAUGUGGGACAUGUCGGUAUAUUCGUUGUUAUCAUUGCACCAGCAGCCAUUGGAUUGAGGAAGCACAAUUUUAGACCAUAUAUUCACCAUUAGUGUUAGCGAUAGGUAAAUUGUUGGUCACUGCUAGAAAACCUUCUCGACAUAAGCGAUCGGUUAUACAACCAAUAAUUGCCUGCGUGCAUCGGUAUUUAAGCGAUAGAAAUGUCAUUGUUAACCUUAUUGUAGCCCGCCUUUGUGCUGUGUGCACUGCCCUCGUGCUGUGUAUUGUGUGAGAUUGUUAACGUGUGCAUGUUGUACUAAUAGACAUAUCACCUGAUACACGUAAGGUCCAGCUUUGGUUAGUAUAGCUAUCUAUUUAAAAACGGGUGUAUUAUUAUAAUUCAUUACAAACCUGUGUAGUUGUAUAAUAGCAUGAACAUACCUAUACUAUAGGUAUGUGUAAGGAUAGACAUGUUCCUGCUAAUGGUAUAUCCACGUUUUACAGUAAGUACCACUACUAAAUAUAUACAUAUAUAUAUACCAUAUAGUGAUUCCUGCAUUCAAAAGCAAAAAUAUCUUCCGUAGUAUUUUUUUAAUGAUUAAUUGUAUAUUGUGUGGUCAUUUCACAGCUGCCUGAGGACACAGGAAGUUAAUGUUGAGAGCCAUUAUGUGGAGGUGUGUGAAUGCAAAAUAGCUUCAACUAGUACAACAAAAUACGAAAAUACUGCACGUACGGUAAACUAAAUACUAAAACAGUAUUGUUACUUUUUCUAGUUAUAUUGUAUUUUUACAUAAUGAUACGUUAUACCAAUUGUUCUGAGACGCCAGAAGCACUCAAUGCAUUAUGCAAAGAAUAUAUCACAACUAAUGAUAUAUUACAUCUAAAACCACGUUUCUUGUUUACAUUCGACAGUUGAGCACCCUAAUUGAAAUUCUUCAGUUUCAUUUACAUCAGAAAUAGAUAAUAGGGAAGAUUCUCUAUUAUCUACUUCUGAUUUACAUAUAUAACGGUUGUCUAAUUAGCCAUAGAAGAUUUGUGUGUUUUUACUCAUGGUAUCUCCGUGACUAUUCAAAGUUCACAUUUACACUACUUUUUAUCCCUUUAAUUUCCCAUCAUAUUUAUAUUACUAUAAUACUAACCCAUCCUGGAUUAUUGUUUACAAGCAAUGUUAUUUCGUAGGCCGAGCUAAACUUGUAUUAAUGUGUCGGCACAUGUGCGAUUAUAUAAAAUAUAAUCAUAUCCGAUUUGUGACUAUAGUGAUAGUAACACAAUUUAGCACAAUGUGUUAAAUGAACCGUACACUCUUAGCAAAUAUGUAGCACAUUAAUAUUACAGCAGUUUUGCCUUUGUUUAGUGAACGUCGUAAUGUGUAAGGGUGCUCUUGUCGUUAAUUGUAAUUUUAUUUUGUGUAUCUCUAGCAACUUAUGCACAGAAUAUGCGCGCACAUAGCCACAAGUUCCCUUCUCGCUUAACACUACGUUACUACAAUCCUACGACGUGUAACAGUCGGAGAGCCUGGUCGGUUUAGCGCGCACAUUACCGUUUCUUUAAUGCACAUGGUGACUUUUGGUGUGAAUUUCUGUAGGACGCGUGGUCAUUUUGCGUUAAAUGUAUAAUUUCGACUACUCCGUUAUUAUGAAAGUUGUUUGUAGGUUCAGGUGAUUAAUAGCCAUAGAUCACGUAUCAUGAUGUGAUAACAUAUAACACAUACUUCCACCAGGUGGUGCGAUAAUGGCAUACCGAGUUAUGGGGCUGGGCAAAUUGUCAACGAAAAUGUCAAGGCAUGUAUAUAUGUACCUGAAUGCCAAUAAUAUCUUGGAAAGUGAUAGCUGUCGAUGUAAUUUAUGCCAGAUUCUGGAAGACACUACUGUAAAUCGUGUCACCUAUAGUUUGAACAUGGCAUUAAGAAAUUUGUUCAGCGAUGCAAGUGAAGUGUAAGACAGGGCACCAUGUGGCAACGCGAAUGGGUAGAACCAAUCGUACUAUACCAAAAUAUAUAAAAACAUUAAAUGUCGUUUGUAUAA
Messenger RNA from Priapulus caudatus, 4153 nucleotides. Its product is annotated as equilibrative nucleoside transporter 1-like. Gene Ontology annotation, biological process: nucleoside transmembrane transport. NCBI's taxonomy places the organism in Eukaryota, Metazoa, Priapulida, Priapulimorpha, Priapulimorphida, Priapulidae. Gene Ontology annotation, molecular function: nucleoside transmembrane transporter activity. Gene Ontology annotation, cellular component: plasma membrane. The record is from RefSeq and is a predicted model, not a curated record.